GCGAAAUCUGACACUGGCAGUAACCACACCUCGCAAGUCCGGUUUUCGUAGCAGCUGGAUGGCUAGCUGUCUUGCCUGGCAUCUUGGAAGCUGUGACAUUGAAGAGGAGGGAAGACAGCAUUGAAGACAAGGUUAGGUGUUUUGGCUAACCCUGAUACUGUUGUGUCCUGUCCGGUACAUCAGUUGUCCAUACCCAUCAACAGUCAUUUUCAGAUUGUGCGAGAGGCCGAAGAAGCGCUGCUCAUUGACUUGCCAUCAAAAAGAGCUUAUGUGCAAGACCAGUGUUGUGGCAACAGUACUACAAUAAAGACAUGACAAUCGUUUGUAACAGAGCUCUUCAUCCAAUUUGGUUAGAUUUUUAGUUUAUGCCCUGAGCUCCAUGCCUGGUUGUCUCUGCAGAUUUAUUUAGUUGCAAAAGUUGGUCAUGAGUUGCCUGUGGCGAUGGGACCACCUGCACUCUGUUGAAAUAGCUCACUGUUGGCAAAUCACUGUCUACCUCAUUUUCUGCGGAUUUGGUAGACAUGCAAGUGGACAUGGGUAGUGUCUCCAUGGUUGUGCUUGCGUUAGGAUACGGGUCAGAGGGGAGAAAGCCCUGGAGCUGAUUCUGGAGCUCCAGGAUGAUGAGCGCAGCCAGUCCUUCUUCUCCCAGUUGAAGAGAGCCAAGCAGCAAGGGUGACUGACUUCCACGCCUUAGUAAUUUCCCCCUACGUCCUCUUCUCUCACGUUUCACCUAUGUCCACCGGUUACAUUCCUCAGCUAUGUUUACGGUCAGAGGCCCCUUUCAAGGUGGCAGUGGCACCGUACCUACUGUCGAGUCCAAAAGCACGCAAAUCAAAGCGAUGGAUCCUAUCAUGCCGGCUCCCCGCAAGGUCUCUGUCCCAGUCCCACCCAUCCCUCCUCAGAGAGGGAUCCACAAAGCUGUCAACUCUCACACCAAGCCCACCGGCAUACCGCCACCGCCUCCCAACCUCAACGACAGCUUUUCAGCCUGCCAGACCGGCACAGCUGACAGACAGGACCCAGCUCUCUCUCUGGCCAUAGACUUUGGCUUUGAGGACAACUUCAAUAAUUCCCUCAAAGUGGAGGAGAAGAAGAACCAUCAGAAUGGCAUCGGGCCCCCCCGGGAAGCUCCUCCAGUUCCCCCUCUGCCUCCACGUAAAGGCUCCUACACUCCCUCCAAUCCUCUCCCACCCACGCCCAUCCCCACUUCCAAAGACAGAGUUUCGUCCAUACAGGCUAAAGAUGCCGCCUUCAUCACGCCUGCCAAAACAGAUCUUAGUGUUGACCGGCCCACCUCGUGGUGUGACAGCCCCACCACCAACAGCAUGCGGAACGCCAUGUUCUCCACUCAGGCCAGCCAGAGAGAGUACCUCAUCAAACACCGCCUGGCCAAGAAGGAGAAGGAGUACGUAGACAUCAAGGACUUCAGAUUCUUUUCUGGAACGUGGAAUGUGAAUGGCCAGUCUCCAGACAGCAGUCUAGAGCCCUGGCUUUGUUGUUCGCUAGAACCCCCUGACGUCUACGCUCUGGGUUUCCAGGAGCUGGACCUGAGCACAGAGGCCUUCUUCUAUCUGGACUCCUCUAAGGAGCAGCUGUGGGUAGAGGCUGUGGAGAGAAGUCUGCACCCCAAAGCCAAGUACAAGAUGGUGCGUACCAUUCGACUAGUGGGCAUGAUGCUAGUGGUGUUUGUCAACAAGGUGCACAAGAAUCACAUUAAAGAGGUUGCGGCGGAGCACGUGGGAACUGGCAUCAUGGGGAAAAUGGGCAACAAGGGAGGUGUGGCUGUGCGCUUUGUGUUCCACAACACCAGCUUCUGCUUUGUCAACUCCCACCUGGCGGCCCAUGUCGAGGACUUUGAGAGGAGGAACCAGGACUACAAAGACAUCUGUGCCCGCAUGAGCUUCCACCUGCUAGACCAUCCUCCCCACAAUAUCGUCAAACACGAUGUAGUGAUCUGGGUAGGAGAUCUGAACUACCGGUUGUUUGUGUACGAUGCAGCUGAGGUCAAACAGCUCAUCUCCCACAACCAACUGAGGAAACUGCAGGAGUAUGACCAGCUGAAUAUCCAGAGACAGAACAAGCGAGCUUUCACAGACUUCAUGGAGGGAGAGAUCAAUUUCAUGCCCACGUACAAGUAUGACUCCAAGACGGACCGAUGGGACUCUAGUGGGAAGUGUCGUGUCCCAGCGUGGUGCGAUCGGAUCCUGUGGAGGGGCAGUAAUGUGAAGCAGCUCCACUACAGGAGUCACAUGGAACUGAAGACCAGCGACCACAAGCCUGUCAGCUCCCUCUUCAGUGUCGGGGUGAAGGUGGUGAACGAGGCACGCCACAAGAAAGUCUUUGAGGAGAUCGUGCGCAUGAUGGACAGGAUGGAGAACGAAUUCCUCCCGUCUCUGGCACUGACCCACAGAGAGUUCACCUUUAAGGACGUCAAGUUUCGCCAGCUGCAGCGGGAGAGUUUUGUGAUCUCUAACGAUGGGCAGGUCGCCUGCCACUUUGUCUUCAUCCCCAAGCUCAACGACUUGCAAUACUGCAAGAACUGGCUCCGUGCUGAGCCCAGCGAAGGCUUCCUAGAGCCCAACGAAACUUUAGAGAUCUUCCUGGAUGUGUACGUGAGCAAGGACUCGGUGACGCUGCUCAACUUGGGAGAGGACGCCAUCGAAGACAUCCUGGUGCUGCACCUGGACCGAGGCAAGGACUACUUCAUCACCAUCUCCGGCAACUACCUGCCCAGCUGCUUCGGUACCUCGCUGGAGACCCUGUGCCACAUAAAGAAGCCCAUCCGGGAGGUCCCCAUCACCAAGCUCAUCGACCUGGAGAAGUCCAGGGUGAGCUUCCUGAUGGUGGACAGUGCCGGCACGGAGGACAAGCCCUUAAAGAUUCCCAAGGAGGUGUGGCUGCUGGUGAACCACCUCUUUACCAUGUCCUGCCAGCAGGAGGACCUGUUCCAGACACCGGGCCUGCAGGAGGAGCUGCAGGGUGUCAUUGACUGCCUGGACACCAGCAUUCCUGACUCCAUCCCUGGUUGUAACCACUCCGUGGCCGAGGCCCUGUUGAUAUUUCUGGAAGCUCUGCCGGAGCCAGUGGUCUGUUACGAGAACUACCAGCGCAGCCUGGACUGCUCCCACGACAGCCGCCUCUGCAAACAGUUGAUCUCCCAGCUGCCCCGGGCUCACCGCAACGUCUUCCGCUACCUGAUGGCCUUCCUCAAGGAGCUGCUGAAAUAUGCCCACAACAACAACCUCACUGCCAACCUCAUAGCUACCCUCUUUGCCAGCCUGCUCAUCCGACCCCCGCCCAACAUGGUGGGCCGACAGACAGCGCAGGACCGACAGAGAGCCAUCGACUUCAUUCUGGGCUUCCUCAUGGGAGGGGACGAGGAGUGAGGGGUCAGGGGAUCAGACAGCCGGGACCUUUUGAUGACAGAUCGAGGAAUGGGGUUUUGGUGGACACACGGUCCAUGUAUGUGUGUAAGGGACCAUGGUGGAUUGUGUUGUGGGAGAACAAACAUUGCAAUUAUAUGGGACCCUCUCUUAUCAGACUCUUAUCAAUGCCCCAGCCCCCAGCCUUUGUAGUGCUGUACUUCAGUCACUCACAACCAUCACCAUUAACCAAGUCCCAUAGUUUUCAUGUCUGCUCAUUGUGUGGCUGCAGGACCAGGAGUUUAGGUGUUGGGCAGCUUGGAGUGAAAGUGAACAGACAACUGGCUGACGCCCCACUCCCCAGGCAACCCAUGCCCCAUUCAACCCCCACUGAGGACUGUUCUGUGCCCCAUUCAACCCCCACUGAGGACUGUUCCGUGCCCCAUUCAACCCCCACUGAGGACUGUUCCGUGCCCCAUUCAACCCCCACUGAGGACUGUUCCGUGCCCCAUUCAACCCCCACUGAGGACUGUUCCGUGCCCCAUUCAACCCCCACUGAGGACUGUUCCGUGCCCCAUUCAACCCCCACUGAGGACUGUUCCGUGCCCCAUUCAACCCCCACUGAGGACUGUUCCGUGCCCCAUUCAACCCCCACUGAGGACUGUUCCGUGCCCCAUUCAACCCCCACUGAGGACUGUUCCGUGCCAAAACGACUCCCUUUACCUGAUUUGAAUGUGAAAUCUGAAUGGAAGUACAAUAUGUAUGAACCCACAGAUACUAAGAUAAUGAUGAUCUGUUAGUACGUUACACUAAAGAUACACGUAGAGGGUCGUGCAGAAAAUUUGGAUCGCAUUCUACCUGGUGGAUACUCCUCUCAGAGUGAAUGAUUCAACCAAUGGGUACGUAGUGAUAUCGCAGGCAAGAGACUUCUGGGGAACACAGAGAGACUAAAUGAAUCCUUGCUUGUCCGAAAUACCGUCCAAGGAAGUUUGACGUUCUUCUACAAGAUAAUGAUGACAAUCCGGAGCAGUCCUUUCUGGGAUCUGGGAGACAUAUUGGGAGAUGUGUUAGAACUGUCAGCUAUGGUGUAAACAUGUUAUUUAUGAUUUAUAUUCUUUCCUUACAUAACUUUGGACCAUCUUUAGAGUUUAUUUCAACUUCAUACUUCUUUUAAGAGACCACAUUUUGGAUAUUGAGCGUUAUCGUGAGUUAGGCUGAUUUCUCCAUUCAAGUACAUUACAACUCUGAACCCAAGUCACACUAACUUGACACUAACUUGACAGUAGAGUGAUCAGUCAUCCCUCCUGCUUGUACAGUAUCUGCUAUUCUACGGGCCAGUUUUUCAGACCCAGAUUCAUCUUAUUGGAGAGUUAACAUUCGCGAUUGAGCAUGCUUUUUUGUUGUUGUUCAAGAGUGGUUCAAUGUGGUUGUCUCAUCCAGCUAUCUUAAGAUGAAUGCACUAAUUGUAAGUCGCUCUGGAUAAGAGUGUCUGCUACAUGACUAAAAUUAGUUGGCUUUUAGUCUUGAGUCUGGGAAAAACCCUCCCUACAGUGUGCUACAGAACAUAACAAAGACAAACCCACUACGGCAUCGACGUCUUAACAUUUGUUGCAAACAGUCCCGCUCCUGUCCGCAUUGACCUCUUGUGGGUUUUUUGACUCUGCUGUCACCUCUUAUUAUGGUGGUGCAAACCGUGUGUUCAAUAUGUAUGUAUUGUUUGUUGGUCAUGCAGGUACCAUCGAUUAAAUGCUUGUUUAUAUGUUUA
Messenger RNA from Oncorhynchus masou masou (cherry salmon), 5127 nucleotides. RefSeq names its product inositol polyphosphate 5-phosphatase OCRL-like. Lineage: Eukaryota; Metazoa; Chordata; Actinopteri; Salmoniformes; Salmonidae. The transcript is spliced from 24 exons. The record is from RefSeq and is a predicted model, not a curated record. Gene Ontology annotation, molecular function: phosphatidylinositol-4,5-bisphosphate 5-phosphatase activity; inositol phosphate phosphatase activity. Gene Ontology annotation, cellular component: membrane; cytoplasm. The coding region runs from base 759 to 3386 and encodes 875 amino acids. Gene Ontology annotation, biological process: signal transduction; phosphatidylinositol dephosphorylation.